Molecule: messenger RNA, 2106 nt
Organism: Syngnathus typhle (broad-nosed pipefish)
Lineage: Eukaryota; Metazoa; Chordata; Actinopteri; Syngnathiformes; Syngnathidae
Gene: ikzf5
Product: IKAROS family zinc finger 5
Exons: 4
Coding region: 396-1547 (383 amino acids)
Biological process (GO): regulation of transcription by RNA polymerase II
Cellular component (GO): nucleus
Molecular function (GO): DNA-binding transcription factor activity, RNA polymerase II-specific; RNA polymerase II transcription regulatory region sequence-specific DNA binding
Source: RefSeq, a predicted model, not a curated record
ACCCUGGUGAACUUUCACCCCUUCACCAGUGGCAAUGUUUUGAUUUAGCAUCUUCGGCUUUUCGCGUGGGAUAAUUCAGCGCGUACAUACAGCGAGGGGGUGUUAACAGAAUUCGCCCGUACGCAAGAAGGAAAGGCGACAAUGACGUUGUCAAGAAGAAACCGGCACCCGCGCUGAAAAAAGGUGCUCGAUUUAGCCACAUGCUAACGUUAGCUGUCAAUGUAGCGUAUUUACCUGAGAUGUCAACAUGGCGGCGAUGAAAAGGGGUGUGUAACACGCACCGACUGGACACGCAACACGCUGCAUGUGUUCACAUUUCUUUGUUAUUACCGGUCUGGGAUUUUCAAACAAGUAAAUCAAAACGGAUUGUCGGAUUUCUCCGUGCCUUCCUUUCAAUGGGCGAGGAAAAGCCAGACACGCUGGACUUUGUGAAGGACUUCCAGGAGUAUUUGAGCCAGCAGACCCAGCAUGUCAACAUGAUAUCGGGCUCUGUCAGCGGCGUCAAGGAGGCUGAUGAACUACCGGCAGAUUGCAGUCAGAAUGGGCUGGAUCACCCAGCGGUGGACAUUUCCCUGGAGGACGGCUCAGGGAUGUUGGUGGACGGUUUUGAAAGAACCUCUGAUGGCAAACUCAAGUGCCUGUACUGCAACUACGCCACUCGGGGCACAGCCAGACUCGUUGAGCACAUUCGAAUGCACACGGGAGAGAAACCUCACCGCUGCCACCUGUGCCCGUUCGCCUCAGCCUACGAGCGCCACCUGGAGGCCCACAUGCGCUCGCACACGGGCGAGAAGCCGUACAAGUGCGAGCUGUGCUCCUUCCGCUGCGGCGACCGCAGCAACCUGUCGCAUCACCGGCGCCGGCGCCACAAAGUGGUCCCCAAGAAAGAAGCACGCUCGCUCUCGCACAAGAAGUUGCUAAGUGCGCUGCAGAAAAAAAGCAGCUCGCUCACCUACGGCCGCCGCCUCCUCAUCGCCUCGUGCUCCACUUCGGCGACGACACCCCCGGCCUGCGACGUGGAAGAGUGCUCCCGUGAAGACGAGGCCUACGAGGACGGCAAGGAGGAGCUUCAAAGCCGCCUUCGUUCCAACCUGAUCAUGGACAACCCCCUCAACCAGCUGUCUGCCCUGGCUGGCCAGUGCGUCAGCCUCCCUUCUUCGCGCCAGCCCCCCGCGUCCCCAGGAGCCGAAUCUGUCGCGGACGAGAAGCCGCUCCUGAUCCAGCGCUCGUCCUCGUCACCGAUCAGCCCCGAACGGCGAGCACCUUCUCAGUUCAGCAACUGCAGCCCGGCGGGGGGACCCUCCAGCGAGCACAGCGGGCGCACCAGCGCCACCAGCAGCCGGCCCGGCACGCCUGGCCAGCGGGCCCCCCAGCACGCGCCGCAUCGCUGCCAGCACUGCGACGUCUUCUUCCCCGACAACAUCCUCUACACCAUCCACAUGGGUUGCCACGGCUACGAGAACCCGUUCCAGUGCAACAUCUGCGGCCACAAGUGCAGGAGCAAAUACGACUUUGCCUGCCACUUUGCUCGCGGACAGCACAAGUGACCAAUUUCAAGUGAAGAACAUUUUUAUUUGUUGUUUGUUUGUUUGUUGGCCUUGAUGUAGCAUUUAGCCUUCCAGGAAGAUGUCCGCAUUCAGAUGGAUCCGAGCGACGUGAUACGGAAAUGAUGCCAGUAUUUCUUUGCAGUGCCUGACAUGUUGACUUUAAUGCGUGAAAUAGCAACAAAUCUCAAGUAUCUCCUUCAUUUAGCCAAAAUCCUCCUUCACCGAUGCUGCUAUGACCUUUAAGAGUCGAUUCCAGCCACACCGCAAGAUGACGCUAUCUGACCGCCGUAGCAAUCUUUUUACUAGCUAGUCAGUCGCUGUUGAGGCGGCAGUUGGAUUUUAAGCGACUAUUUGAUCUUUUUGUGCAAUGUAGUUCCUGAACACACCUCGCCAGGAAACGUAACACAACACGGAAGCUUUUUUUCCAUAGUCUGAAGUCACUUUAUGAAGUGUAUCCCCAUGGCCUUACAACCUCGGGAUAAGCGAUUCCCAAAAUGUAUUUGCUCGGUGCUUUUUUUUUUUUUAUUGUUCAUGAAAUAUUUACCUAUAUUUAUUCCAA